AUGACCCCUUGCCGAGGCAACCUCUGUGCUACAAACUGCCUGGCAGCCCCGUGGGUGUGUCUGAUCACUCAGGGUGAACCCCAGAAGUCAUGCUCCAAGCCUGUAGCAGAGAAAGUCACAGAGAGCUGCCAGCAAAUUUGCCAGUGCAGGCCACCUCCACCGUUACCACCGCCUCCUCCACCUCCACCGCCCCCAAGGUUGCUAGUGGUGCCGACUCCCAAGUCUACCUUUUGUCCCACUGAAGAGACCUGGUGGCCAGGCCUGGUUAUUAUCAUUGCAGUAUGCUGCGCCACACUAGUGUUCCUCUUCGUAGUUGUCAUCAUUUGCUACAAAGCCAUCAAAAGGAAACCAAUGCGAAAAGAAGAGAACGGAACCAGUCGUGCUGAAUAUGCAAUGACCUCCUCCCAAAACAACAAAACAGUUGAUAACAAUGCGGUCGUAUAA
Aptenodytes forsteri (emperor penguin) is the source of this 444-nucleotide messenger RNA. It is a transcript of the gene PRIMA1, whose product is annotated as proline rich membrane anchor 1. The transcript has 4 exons. Lineage: Eukaryota; Metazoa; Chordata; Aves; Sphenisciformes; Spheniscidae. The coding region runs from base 1 to 444 and encodes 147 amino acids. The record is from RefSeq and is a predicted model, not a curated record.